AUGCGCCGGAUCCUGCUUCUAGCUUUGCUAAUUUUCGCAGGAUUCGAAGAAGCUGCUGCCCUUUCCCGCCGAAAACAGAGAAUCGAAGAAAAUCGCCUCAAACGAAGAUUAUUGAAGGCGAACCGAAGAGCGGAAAGAGCAGAUGAAAAGAAGCGCCGAGCGCUAGAAAGAGAAAACAGAAAGAAAGCCAAGAAACUCGAGCAAGAAAAUUCUAUUAGACGGCAGUUGCGCGACGACGACGGAGAAUGGUCUCCCAUCAUCAUCAAAACACCCACAGCCAAAUUCUUCGUCGACUGCACCAGCAAAACCGACAACAACAACGACUCAUGCUCCAAAAACAACGACUUUGACGACGGAAAAAGUCACAACGACAACAAGUAUGAUGGAAAUAUAUGUUAUCGCUUGAAAUUCACUCCAAAAAUAGCUACUCCUACAUCGGACAGUGCCAAUGCUGCUGGGAAAUCGAAAAACAAUGCAGAGGAAAUCGCGGAAUUGCUGAAAGAUCCGCAGUUUUAUGAAUCGAUUGUGACGACUCUCAAGGAGAAAAUGAAAGAUGAACUUGUCGGCGAAAAGGGAGAAAAGGGCGAUCCAGGAAGUGGCAGCCCUGCAGGAGCGGUUGGAGGAGGAAUGCCAGGGGCAAAAGGUCACCAAGGCGAUCGAGGGCCGAUGGGACAGGAAGGCAAGCGAGGGCCUCCUGGACUUCAAGGAUUACCUGGCGAACCGGGGCCGAAUGGAGAGCAAGGCUUAAUGGGUCCUCCCGGAAACCCUGGAGAACCCGGAGAAAAAGGAAAUACAGGCAGAAGAGGACACACUGGUGAUCAAGGAGUUCCCGGGCCGAUGGGCGAGCAAGGUGUUCCUGGAGAACCCGGAUUAAUGGGACCGAUGGGCUUUGCCGGACCGCCAGGGCCAGAAGGACCGUCUGGGAAAGUCGGACCAAGAGGACUUGAUGGCCCACCCGGACCACAAGGAGAAGCUGGAGAAAAGGGAUUCAAAGGAGACAUUGGCGAUGCCGGCGCUCCCGGAGAAAAAGGAGCCGUUGGCGAAAAGGAAUUCAAGGAAAAGAUGGGGCCUCCUGGUGAUCGAGGACCAGCUGGACCCGCAGGUCCUAUCGGACCGCAAGGACCUGUUGGUGUUCGAGGUGAUCCCGGAUUGGUUGGACCGGAAGGACCUGCCGGACCGCAAGGCGAUGUUGGUCCACAAGGAGUUACUGGCUCUCCUGGCGCAAGAGGAGAGCCUGGCGAUCCAGGUCCACCCGGGCCUCCUGGUCUGCCUGGUGUUCAGGGAAACAAGGGCCAUUCUGGCGUUCCUGGAGAAAAAGGCGCAGAUGGAAAGCCUGGCCCGCCCGGUCCUGAAGGUCCACCAGGUGGAAAAGGAGAAAGAGGAAUUCAAGGAUAUCCCGGUGAAAAUGGAAAUCCCGGAGGGAGAGGUGAGCCCGGUGGACAAGGGCCGAUGGGUCCGCCUGGAAUGCGAGGACCAAUGGGUGGUCGUGGAAUCGAAGGCCCGCGCGGGCCGAUCGGACAAAGAGGUCCUCCAGGAGCAAUUGGCCCGAUGGGACCGCCGGGAAAAGACAUGGACGACGAGCGCGUCAGAGAUAUUUGCUUGGGCCUGAUAAAUGAGCGAAUGCGAAAUGGCGGAGCAAUCCGACGCGUUCUCAACCAACGACGAGGUCCUCCCGGCCAGCCUGGUCGACCUGGUUUGUCGGGCAGACCUGGCCCUCAAGGAAUUCAAGGCAUCGCUGGUGAUCCUGGCGAACGAGGACACCCUGGCAUGCCCGGACCGCCUGGCAACGAUGGAAACCCUGGUUCAAGAGGCGAAAAGGGCGAUCGCGGUCAAGUUGGGCACGGACUACCUGGCGACCCUGGUAUUCCUGGUCCUGCUGGCGAACGCGGUCCUCCUGGAUUCGGAAGAGACGGCCAACGAGGAGCUAGUGGCUUACCUGGACCAAGAGGUCCUCCUGGGCCGCCGGGAAUGCAAGGCGUUGUUGGACCACAAGGAGUUUGUAAUCCUUCUGAUUGCGCGAUGCGGUAUCCGAGCAAUAUCAAAGCGCCGCCGAAGGGACCGGCCACUGUUCCCGUGAACCCAGCGCCGGGAGAAGACAUGGACUCCGGCGACGACGAUGGCGCCUUCGGCGACGAAAGCAGAAACGACAAUGGCGUUGUGGAUCCGGCCGAUUUUUCGAGCGCGAUGGAUGAUUCUAUUUCUGGCGGAAUUCUGCCCAAAGCAGAUGAAGGAGAGCCGGAGCUAAUUUUGAGCAGAAGAAACUCACGAAAUUAA
Messenger RNA from Oikopleura dioica, 2274 nucleotides. NCBI's taxonomy places the organism in Eukaryota, Metazoa, Chordata, Appendicularia, Copelata, Oikopleuridae. The record is from the annotation of a GenBank genome assembly.